Messenger RNA from Ceutorhynchus assimilis (cabbage seed weevil), 1536 nucleotides. NCBI's taxonomy places the organism in Eukaryota, Metazoa, Arthropoda, Insecta, Coleoptera, Curculionidae. The record is from the annotation of a GenBank genome assembly.
AUGAUUUUACUAAAAGGCACCAUUAUUAUACUUCUCCUGACAUACACCCUAGCCGAAAAGCCUGCCAAAAAAGAACCUGACAAUAAAAACCAAAAAAGAAGCCUCCUUCUUGGUUUAGGAUUAUUGGCGCACAAACUUGAACAAAAGUUGUUACCGACACCUAAAUUAGAGCAUGGUUUAGAAAUUGCUGGUGGAGGUUUAGAAUUGGAAGGACAUCUUGGUGCUGGUCACCAAUUUGGAGGGCAUGAAGAGCUAAAUCUACAAAGUGGAGGUUACGGAGGACUAGAACAUGGUGGACUAGAACAUGGUGGACUAGAACAUGGUGGACUAGAACAUGGUGGACUAGAACAUGGUGGACUAGAACAUGGUGGACUAGAACAUGGUGGACUAGAACAUGUACCUCUUGAACAUAAAGAAGAAAAAACUGUAACACUUAUCAAAACCGUUCCUGAACCAUAUCCCGUCGAACAAGAAGUUAAAGUACCAGUCUACCAUGAAGUUAAGGUGCCAGUAGAAGUUCAAGUGCCGCAACCGUACCCGGUUUACAAAGAAGUCAAAGUCCCGUAUAAAGUGUACGUGCACGAAAAGGUACCAGUUCACAAGCCCGUGCCCAUUGAAAAAAUUGUCAAAGUUCCUGUCGAGGUUCCUGUAGACCAACCAUAUCCAGUCGAAGUUAAGGUGCCACAACCUUAUCCUGUAUAUAAAGAAGUAAAAGUCCCGUAUGAAGUUAAAGUAGCACAACCUUAUCCUGUUGAAAAGGAAAUUAGAGUACCGGUUAAAGUACCUGUGCCAGUGCUAAAACCAUAUCCUGUAGAGAAAAUUGUGCAUGUUCCUGUUAAGGUUCUCGUGGAUCGACCCGUUCCAGUUAAAGUAGAAAAACCUUAUCCAGUUCCAAUAGAAAAAGAAGUUAGAGUACCAGUACCCGUGGAAAAACCUUAUCCUGUUAAGGUUUACGUUGACAGACCAGUGCCAUAUAAGGUAGAAAAGGAAGUGAAAGUACCAGUGGAAGUUAAAGUACCACAACCCUACCCUGUGAUUAAGGAAGUUAAAGUACCAGUGAUCAAGGAAGUUCCAUAUGCAGUUAAAGUUGAAGUUGAAAGACCAGUUCCCUAUGAAGUGAUCAAGCACGUACCGCAUUACGUAGAGAAAAAGGUACCAUAUCCUGUGAAAGAACUGGUUCCUGUACAUUAUCACGAGAAGAAAAAACACAUCGUAAUUAAAUGUGAUGAAAAACACGAUCAUGAAGUGAUAGGUGAGAAGAAAGGUUUAGGUUUGAUUGAUUGGAAUAAUAAGUGGGACAAAUGACAUCAAACAGCAUCUCCUAAGGCAACAACUUCCAGAAAUCGAAAACCAUCUCCUGAGGCAACAACAGCCAGACAUCAAACACCAUCUCCUGAGGCAACAACAUCCAAACAACAUCCUCUAAGGCAACAAUAUCCAGACAUCAAACACCAUCUCCUCCUAAGGCAACAACUUCCAAACAUCGAGUGCCAUCUCCUAGACGCCCAACAGCAUCGACAUGUCCUGUUUCUGUAA